Molecule: messenger RNA, 4089 nt
Organism: Fukomys damarensis (Damara mole-rat)
Lineage: Eukaryota; Metazoa; Chordata; Mammalia; Rodentia; Bathyergidae
Gene: Ccdc157
Product: coiled-coil domain containing 157
Exons: 11
Coding region: 13-2421 (802 amino acids)
Source: RefSeq, a predicted model, not a curated record
CGAGCUCUCAAGAUGGCGGCUACCGAGAGAGACCUUGAAGCUGAGGCAAGACCGACGACUUCCGGUUCCGCUCUCUCCUCGUGGCGCAUUUCCGCCCCCCCUCCUGGGCCAGGCCCCCGCGCGCGACGCCGUUGUCAUGGCAGCAGUCAAGGAUCCUGGCUGCAGGUUUCAGAGGUUACCUGGAAAAGCUCGCGCAUCGCGGCCAGUUCCUUGAGCCCGCAAGACGCUGAACCCGGGGCGGCGACUCCAGAGGCAGGAGUUGUGGGAAUGGCACACCUGCUGGGCAGCCAAGCCUGCAUGGACAGCCUGCGCAAGGACCUCACCGACCUGCAAGGCGCCAUCGUGGAUGUGUUCUCUCGAGCUGGGCCUGUGCGCUUUCCCUCCUGGAAGUUCCCUGACCAGGUAGCCUGUGACCUCGACAUGGUGGCCCUGCUGGAGCACUAUGACCAUGUGCCUGGUGACCCUGAGUUCACACAGCUGUCCCACGCUGUGCUGCUGGAGCUGGUCAUUGACAGACUCCUACUGCUGCUUCAGAGCUGUGCCAGCUACCUGCAGAACCUUGGCUCAGAGCAAAUGACGCCCCCUUCCCAGACUGCAGGGCCCUGCAUGUCUGUGGGGCUCACGGCGCGGCGCUUCUGGAACAGCCUGCUGAGGCUAGGCAUGCUCUGUCAGCAGACAGCCCCCCAGAAAAGGGCAAGCCAAGGGGAGACCCCCCACUCCAAGCCCACAGCCAAGGGCAAGUCAGCCAGAAGCCCUGAAUGUGUCACUGCCAAGUUUAUGAAGCCUCCUUCUCCAACAUCGUCAGGCUCAUCACACCAGACCUGCCAAGGGCCGCAGAACAGCCCCGUCUCCCCGAGGUGCCCAGCUAGGACCUCCGAGAACACCAAGAGCAUCCACUCCCAGACCAUCGAAACAGCCCUGGUGCCCUGUGAUGCAUGCACCCGUGUCCAAGGCAGCCUGUGGGAAGUGGGCAAGGUGGUCAUCAGCCUUUGUCAGAGCCAGAACUUGCCUUCCUCUUUGGGCCAGUUCCAGCAGCUGGUGCAGGACAGCAUGGGGAUCAGGCCUCUACCGGCUGCCACCAUGGGCCACUGGGCAGAAGAACAGAGCAAAGACCUGACGUGCCUCAGUGAGCACAUGGGGGCCCUCGCUCAGCUCGUCGGGCCUCUCAGGGCCCAGCUGGAGGACAGCGAGGGGCAGAAGGAUGGCCUGAGGAAGCAGGUGGCCAAGCUGGAGCAGGACUUGAAGCAGGAACAGGGCGAGCGGCAGCGGCAGGAGGAAGAGUCUGAGCAGCGCCUGACCCAGUGGGCGUGUGACAGGCAGCAACUGCUCGCAGAAAUACGUGACCUAAAGACACAGGUGGCCAGCCUCGAGGGACAGCUGAAGAAACAGCAGGACUCCAUGCUGGCCAUAGAGGCAAAGGCCCAGCGGCUGCAGGAGGAAGUUGAGCGCAAAUUGGCGGCCGAGAGGCAGGUGCAGCAGCUGGAGGAGCAAGUGCAGCUGCUGGCCGGGCGGCUGGAUGGAGCUGGCCAGCAGAUUCGCUGGGCCAGCACAGAACUGGACAAGGAGAAGGCCCGUGUGGACAGCAUGGUCCGCCACCAGGAGUCCCUGCAGGCCAAACAGCGGGCCCUGCUACAGCAGCUAGACAGCCUGGACCAGGAACGUGGAGAGCUGCGCAGUGGUCUGGAUGAGGCCGAGGCCCAGCGGGCCCAGAUGGAGGAGCAGCUGCAGAGCCUGCAGAGUGAGAAGGAGCAGGGACAGUGCCAGCUGCGGGCCCAGCAGGAGCUGCUGCAGGGUCUGCAGUGGGAGAAGCAGGGCCUGGAACAGGUGACAGCAGACCUGCGGCUGACUGUAUCGGACCUGCAACGGGAGAUGGCGGAGCUGAGGGAGCAGGAGCGGCUGCUGGUGGCCUUCCCUGACCUACACAGGCCCAUGGAGGCCCAGAUCCAAAGCUCUGGCGAUGUCACAGAGGACAUGGAGAGGCAGAUACAGGCCAAUGACAUCCGCAUCCAGGUCCUGCAGGAGGAGAAUGGGCGGCUGCAGUCAAUGCUGUCCAAGAUCCAUGAGGUGGCCCAGCAAGGGGGCCUCAAGCUGAUUCCACAGGACCAAUUGUGGUCCCCUCCUGGCAAAGGCAUCCAGAGAGCAGAACCCCUGGCCCAGAGGGCAUCCCCAAGGCCCCUGAGCAGGCGGUACCUUCCUGGCAGCAGGAUGGGCAGCGCAGACAGGACCCCACCGAGCCAUCCCCAAAGAUCCCCACCUCGGCAACCCAGCAGCUGGCCCAGCAAGUCUUCCCUCGAGGAUGUGACCCACUCUGCCAUCUGCGCUCAGAACCCCAUCCGGGCCUUGGUCAAGCUGAGGAGGAGACUCUCACCCAACCAGGGCCGGGCAAGGUCUGCACAACAGCCCCAGGAGCGGCCCACAUAACUUACAGCAGGGAUGGGGCUGCAGGGCCAGUGUCUGGCAACUCCCCGGUGGAAUAAAGCCCCAGCCAUCUGCCCACAGCAUUCUUGGCCUCACAGCAUGGCUGAACUGGAGGGACAGUCCUUCCCUUUGCAGGGAAGGAGAGACCUGACUAACAGAGACCUGGCACUGUGGGCCCUCUGUAAGGGAGAGCUUGCUGCCUCUCCGGAUAGGCUGUGGGAGAGGAGAGCACAUCGAGGGCAGAAAGAAGCGUCUAGCACCUGGGCCAGGUGAAAAGCAGUCCUUCCACUGCCACAGCAAGGGUCCAGGAGCAAACCUGGACCCAGCGGCUGGCACCUGUGUCAGGGUGAUGGUAUACAGGGGAGAGCCAGUGAGCACACUGAAACAAGCAAGGACUCCAAGGCCAUGGUCUUGUUUCUGGACUCACUGAAACAGGCAGAGGACAGUGAUGCCUUCAGCAUCCCACCCUGGCUUUAAAAUUGGGCCUGACAACAUUAAGGACUCAAGAACACUGGGCAUCUUUUCACUGAGGAACUCCUUGCCUUUAGGAACUCAUGAGAGUGACAGAAGAGUUGUGUAUAUCCUGAAGGUCGGCCCCAGAGGCCACCAAAGGCAGUGCCGGCCUCUGGACACUUUGGCCAGUGCUGAUUUUACUAGACCUAGAUCUUGGGGCCUGUUCAACCUAGGAUGCCACGUGGCUGGGCACUGAUGUCACUAAACAUCACAAGCACACAGUGGUCACUGUCCUCAAGAAGCCUCCUUGUCUGUGCUGGAUAGGCCAAGAGACCUUGCUGAGGACUUCCCGCACGCGCCCCAGUACCAGGGAUGGAACCCGUGGCCUCAGCCAUGCUAAGCACUCUCUACCACUGAGCUACACCCGAGUCCCCUUGCUAAAGACUUCUCAGGCUGUGCUCUGAGCCUUCUAUGGCAUUUUUCCUGGGGAGGAUGGUGAGACCAUCAGGUAGAGCACUGAAGUUUACAGAGAGGAAUCAAGAGGGGGCCACAUGUUGCAGGGCCAGCACUAUUAGGCCUGCCUAACUCGCUUCUGAGAAGUCCCGGGGUUCUUGAAGAGGCUAGAAUGUCCUGGGCCACCCCUAAGGGGACAGCCAGCCAUCAGGGGUGUCUCCCUGAGCAGACAGUCUGGCCCUGGUCCAGGGGGAAGCCCUCACAGCUGAACAGGUCUCUCAGGCUUCUCCCAAUGUGGCAUCCAUGUAUCAGCUCAUGGUUCUGCAGGUCAGAAGUCCCGGCCCUGUAGGGCUGGGUUCUCUGCUUAGGGUCUUAGGAGGCUGAAAUCAAGGUAAUAACCAGGGCACGUUUCUUUCUGUCGGCUGGUUGCUGGCAGAAUUCAAUCCUUACGGUUGUAGGACUGAGGUCCCCAUUUCCACCUUCCUUACCUCAUGGCCCCUUAUCUUCAAGUAAGCAGCAAAGAAUGUUGCUGCAUUGAAUCCCCUUCACACCUCAAGUCUCUUGAUGACUUCUACCAGCCACAGGAAACUGCUUUUAAUGGGCUUAUGUGUAGGUCAGGCCCACUAGGAUGCUUUCCCCAUCUUAAGGUCAGCUGUGCAUAUAACAUAACCUAAUCGUGAGGGUAACACCCCAUAGUCAGCACUCCAUAGAUUAUACAGGGUGUUCACGGUAGGGUGGGGGACCUUGGGGGCCAUCUAAGAACCC